AUGCGCUCUCAAAUCCUCGUCCUCGCCCUCUGCGCCAUCUUCAGCUUCGCUGCACCUUCUCCUGCGGAGAAUGAAAUCGCGGCCAGAGGAUGCCCUGGUGGCGGACCCGGCAAUGCCUGCCCCGAGGGAUUGUUCCAGAAGAAGAAGGGGGAUACUACGAGUCUGUCAGCGCCGAUUAUAGUCGUUUCAAGAGUCGACAAAAGGAGGAAUCUGGUGUAG
Molecule: messenger RNA, 219 nt
Organism: Stereum hirsutum FP-91666 SS1
Lineage: Eukaryota; Fungi; Basidiomycota; Agaricomycetes; Russulales; Stereaceae
Exons: 3
Coding region: 1-219 (72 amino acids)
Source: RefSeq, a predicted model, not a curated record